Messenger RNA from Cololabis saira (Pacific saury), 5335 nucleotides. RefSeq names its product ATP-binding cassette, sub-family C (CFTR/MRP), member 2 (gene abcc2). Bases 475 to 5169 code for a protein of 1564 amino acids. Gene Ontology annotation, molecular function: ATP binding; ATP hydrolysis activity; ABC-type transporter activity. The record is from RefSeq and is a predicted model, not a curated record. Lineage: Eukaryota; Metazoa; Chordata; Actinopteri; Beloniformes; Belonidae. Gene Ontology annotation, cellular component: apical plasma membrane. Gene Ontology annotation, biological process: transmembrane transport. The transcript has 32 exons.
UCUCUCUUUUAUCUUGUAUGUAACUCAUCUGCAUCACAUUUUGAACUUUAGAAACAGUGGUGUUUAGGAGUGUCAGUGGGCUGGUCCAAUCUUAGACUUGAUCAAUGACUUAAACCACAUCUGCCGGGCUUUUUACAGUUUCAACCAAGGAACACUACAACCGUGUAGAACAACUUCUCUGUCUUCACAUGGAUAGAGAAGUGUAGAACAUUGAAUUCGAUGCCAUUUGAAUUACUCAAGAGAAUCUAUUCUCUCUGCACAAGGAGCUGGCAACAGGCUUUUCUUCCUUUCAGCUUAAAAGGCUCAUGGAUCAAAGUCUCUCAUAGCCACAUCCUGCAAUUGUCUCUUGCAACGUGGGUGGACAGAGGAGAGGGCAGCAGCGUUUGAUUCAACCUCAGCUGCAGUGGAGCAGAGAGCACGGAGCGUCUGGUUGUCUAAUCAGCGGAGGGCGACUGAAGCCAUCGCCAGUGGACCAUGUGUGCUGCCGCUCUGGAGGAGUACUGCGGCUCAGUCUUUUGGAAUGCUUCAUAUCUACAAAGAGAGGCCCCAGACCUCCCAAUAUGUGUGGAGCAAACAGUCCUGGUGUGGAUCCCCUUGGGGUUCCUGUGGAUUUGUGCCCCCUGGCAGCUAGGCUCUCUCUGCAGAAGAACACAAGUCAACACAAAACACCUGUCCAAGCUCUACAUCUGCAAACAGCUUGUGGUGUGUCUGCUGUUCCUGACGGCCAUUGCGGCCUUGGCGCUCACGUUAGGAGAAGAUUUUGGUCCAAACAGCUCAACGGAGAAAAAUGCAGUUGUAUAUUAUACAAACCCCGUCCUCUUUGCAGUCACAUGGAUCCUCGUACUGCUGUGUCAGGAAGGACUGAGGCGGCGGGAAGGAGCAGUGGACUCCGCCACCCUUUUCCUCUUCUGGCUCCUGCUUGUUUUAUGUGACAUUUUUCCUUUCCAGACCCUUCUACGAGAGGCGCUCAGAGUGGGAAAAGUUAGUGAUGUCCCUCGUUUCAGCCUUUUCUACAUUUCCACUGGGCUGGAGGUGAUUGCGCUUAUUCUUUCUGCUUUUGCUGACAUCCCUCCAGAGGCUCGGGAAUCUGUAAAAAAGAAUCCAGAAGCAGGUGCAGCCUUCUUGAACAGAAUCACUUUUAACUGGAUCCACAGCAUGGUUGUGAAAGGCUACAAACAGCCCCUAGUGCAGGAGGACAUGUGGGAGCUGAACCAGGAGGAGAGCACCUCUCACAUUAGCCAGCGUUUCCAGUAUCACAUGCAGAAUGAGCUGGGUGCAGCUCAAGUCCGGUUCCAAAAACAGACUAAGAAGAAACCAGUUCAUCGCGGAGGUGAGGCCUCUCAAAGUGGUCUCACUAGUGGUCUGGGGAAAGGUGUGAGUCAGGAUGCAUUGAUGAUGGAGGAUAAGGGAAAAGCAGAAAAGAAGAAAAAGAAGGAUAAAAAGAAAAAAGAAGAAGAAGAAGAAAACUAUCCAAAUUCAUGGCUGGUUACAACCAUUUAUAAGACUUUCAAACGGGUUCUUAUUGAAUCUGCCUUCUUCAAACUUCUACAGGACCUGCUGGCUUUUGUCAGUCCUCAACUCCUUAAACUGAUGAUCUCCUUUACUCAGGAUAAAUCCAGAUAUACCUGGGAAGGGUAUUUGUAUGCGGUGCUGCUGCUGGCCGUAGCCAUUCUGCAGUCUCUGUUCCUGCAGCAGUACUUCCAACGCUGCUUUGUGCUGGGGAUGAAGGUCCGCACUGCUAUUAUGGCUGCUGUGUACAGAAAGGCACUGGUGGUGUCUAAUGAUACUCGUAAAGAAUCAACAGUUGGAGAAACGGUGAACCUCAUGUCGGCAGAUGCCCAGCGCUUCAACGACGUCAUCAACUUCAUCCACCUGCUGUGGUCCUGCCCGCUGCAAAUCAUCAUAUCCAUUGUUUUCCUGUGGAUGGAGCUGGGACCUUCCGUGCUGGCGGGACUGCUAGUGAUGGUGCUCAUGGUGCCAAUCAAUGGACUGCUAGCCAACAGGGCCAGGAAACUCCAGAUAUCAAACAUGAAGUUCAAGGACAAGAGGCUGAAAAUCAUGAAUGAAAUGCUCAACGGGAUUAAGAUUUUGAAGCUGUUUGCAUGGGAGCCAUCCUUCAAGACACAGGUGGAAGACAUUAGAGAGCAAGAACUGACGGUCAUGAAGAAGUUUGCCUACUUGACAUCCAUCUCGACCUUCAUCUUCAGCUGUGCCCCUGCUGUGGUUUCUCUAGCCACGUUUGCAGUGUUUGUAAGCGUGAGCUCCGACAACAUAUUAACUGCUGAAAAAGCUUUUACUUCGAUCUCUCUCUUCAACAUCCUCCGAUUCCCCCUGGCCAUGCUCCCCAUGCUCAUCGCUGCCAUUGUGCAGACAGCAGUGUCUAAAAAGAGGCUGGAGAAGUUCCUGGGAGGGCAGGAUCUUGACGGUGACAUUGUACGGCACGACCCCAGUUUCAACUCUGCUGUGACAGUAUCUGAUGGUUCCUUUGCUUGGGAAAAAGACGCGGACCCUCUGCUGAAAGAUGUGUCUCUGGACAUCAAACCUGGUCGACUGGUGGCCAUAGUGGGAGCUGUUGGCUCAGGGAAGUCCUCUCUCAUGUCUGCCCUCCUGGGAGAGAUGCACAGCACCAAAGGCUUCGUUAAUAUUAGGGGAUCUCUAGCAUUUGUGCCACAGCAAGCCUGGAUUCAAAAUGCUACAUUGAGGGAUAACAUCUUGUUCGGCUCCCCCCAUGAAGAGAAGAGGUUUAAGGAGGUCAUACAGGCCUGUGCCCUUGGCCCAGAUUUGAAGCUGCUGGCUGCCGGAGACCUUACUGAAAUUGGAGAAAAGGGUAUCAACCUGUCAGGGGGUCAGAAGCAACGUGUGAGCUUGGCCAGAGCAGCUUACAGUCAGGCUGAUGUUUAUCUGUUAGACGACCCGUUGUCUGCUGUGGACUCUCAUGUCGGAAAGCAUCUCUUUGAUAAAGUCAUCGGACCAAAUGGAAUACUAAAGAACAAGACUCGUAUUCUGGUGACUCAUGGAGUAAGCUUCCUGCCUUACGUAGAUGAAGUAGUGGUCCUGGUGGAUGGAAAGGUUUCUGAGGUUGGAUCUUACAAGAGCCUUCGUGCCAGUAAAGGAGCUUUUUCUGAGUUUCUGGACACGUAUGCCAAAGAGCAAAGAAACCGAACCAAAUCUGAGACAGAUGAUAGCCAGGAUACUGAAGACUUGGAGCUCACCCCUGACGGAGAGGACACCCAGCCAGACUCUUUCCUAGAAGACAGUGUUUCUUUUACACUUAAGAGAGAGAACAGCAUCCGUCGCAGUCAGCGCAGCAGUUUCAGAGUAAGAAAAAACAGCAAUUUAAAAAAAAAUGAAGAUGUUGCUGAAACAAAGACAGGCCAAAGGUUGAUAGAGAAGGAAGCUAUGGAAACAGGACAGGUGAAGUUCUCGGUGUAUCUCCAGUACCUGCGAGCCUUGGGCUGGGGAUAUUCUUUCUGGAUCUUCCUGGUCUACUUCAUCCAGAACAUUGCUUUCAUUGGUCAGAACCUGUGGCUGAGUGACUGGACCGGGGAUGGAGAGGAGUACGCCAAUCAAACAUAUCCUGCCUCGAAGAGGGACACCAGGGUCGGGGUGUUUGGAGUUCUAGGAGUGGCUCAGGGCAUCUUUGUCUUCCUCGGCACACUGAUACUAGCCAAUGCUUCAGUUUCUGCAUCACGUAUUCUGCAUUCACGGCUGCUUAACAACAUACUGCGAGUGCCAAUGCUUUUUUUUGACACGACACCAAGUGGAAGAGUGGUCAACCGUUUUGCAAAGGACAUUUUCACGAUAGAUGAAGCCAUUCCUCAGUCGUUUCGCUCCUGGCUGCUGUGUCUCCUGGGUGUCCUGGGAACUCUGUUUGUCAUCUGUCUGGCCACUCCCUUCUUCACCAUCAUCAUCAUUCCUCUGGCUGUGAUCUACUUCUUUGUACAGCGCUUCUAUGUGGCCACUUCACGACAGCUACGUCGCCUGGACUCGGUGUCUCGCUCUCCAAUAUAUUCUCACUUCGGAGAGACCGUCUCCGGUUUGUCAGUGAUAAGAGCCUACAAACACCAAGACAGAUUUCUCAAUCACAAUGAAAAAACUAUCGAUGAAAACCUCAAAAGUGUGUACCCAUGGAUUGUGUCAAACAGAUGGUUGGCCAUUCGUCUGGAGUUUCUUGGCAAUCUCGUGGUAUUUUUUUCGGCACUGUUUGCCGUUAUGUCCAGGGACUCUAUAGACAGCGGCCUGGUCGGCUUGUCUAUAUCAUACGCCCUUAAUGUAACCCAGACUCUCAACUGGCUUGUCAGGAUGAGCUCGGAGCUGGAGACCAAUAUUGUUGCCGUGGAGAGAGUCAGUGAAUAUACAGAACUCGAAAAUGAGGCAAAGUGGAUAACUAACUCUCGGCCUCCAGAGAAGUGGCCAGAGGCAGGAAGGCUACAGUUUAUAAACUACAAGGUCCGCUACAGGCCAGGACUGGACCUGGUGCUGCAAGGAAUCUCCUGUGAUAUUGCCAGCACUGAGAAGAUCGGUAUAGUGGGUCGCACUGGAGCCGGGAAAUCAAGCCUGACAAACUGCCUGUUUCGAAUUAUUGAGGCAGCUGAAGGACAGAUCCUCAUUGAUAAUGUAGAUAUCGCCACGAUAGGACUGCAUGACCUGAGAAACAGCCUCACAAUCAUCCCACAGGAUCCAGUUCUGUUCUCUGGGUCGCUGAGGAUGAACCUGGAUCCAUUCGACACAUUCAGCGACGAAGAUCUUUGGAGAGUAUUGGAGCUCUCCCAUCUGAAGGACUAUGUUACAGGACUUCAAGAAGGAUUAAUGCAUGAAGUUUCAGAGGGUGGAGAGAACCUGAGCGUUGGCCAGAGGCAGCUACUGUGUCUAGCGAGAGCACUACUGAGAAAGUCUCGCAUUUUAAUUCUGGACGAAGCCACGGCAGCUGUUGACCUAGAGACGGACGACUUGAUUCAGAACACUAUCCGCAAAGAGUUUUCUCACUGCACUGUCCUCACAAUCGCUCACCGCCUGCACAGCAUCAUGGACAGCUCCAGGGUGAUGGUGCUUGAUGCCGGCAAAAUUGUGGAAUUUGAUUCUCCGAGCAACCUACUUGAAAAACGGGGCCAUUUCUAUGCCAUGGCAAAGGAUGCUGGGAUAAGCCAAGAUGACGACUCGCGUCUCUAAUUUUGUAUUUUUACAUUUUUAUAAACAAUAAUUUAAUUCCUUAAAUCGCUUUUUGUUUCAUUCAAACAUGUAAAUAAAUAUAAUGUAUUGUGUUUAUAUGAAACGAUAUCAUUGAAAUUGUACUGUACGUGUAGAUUUUUUUUGAACGUGAACAAUAAAUAUUAUU